Molecule: messenger RNA, 1077 nt
Organism: Durusdinium trenchii
Lineage: Eukaryota; Dinophyceae; Suessiales; Symbiodiniaceae
Source: the annotation of a GenBank genome assembly
AUGCGCUUGUCCUCAGAGGACGCCUUGGCUUCGCUGCGCGGCCGCUUGGGAAACUUAACGCUCAAGCGCCUGAAAGACCAUGCCUACUCACGACAGAAGGCGCUGAGCUGUGAGACAUCUCAAGCGCUUGUUGCAAUGAAAACUAGAUUGGAAGCUGGGAGACCUGUUGAAGUUGCAGAGAAAGACAUGGAACAAUGGUUUGUUCACACCGACGCUGCCUAUGAAAGAGACGCAAAAACCGGAGGCUUGGUUGUGGAGUUGAAGCUCACAGUAGUGGAGGGCGUGCUACCAUAUUUUCAGGAAGAUGAAGAGGAGGGCAGCUCACGUGGUUGUUGGGCAAAGUUUCGACGUGGUGUGAUGUGGGCACGCGCUUUCUUUAUGAGGUUUGGGAUCUCAAUUCAACGCAGUUGCGUGGUUCGGGCCUAUGACAAAUUUCUUUUUCUGUGGCUUGAACAUUUUGGCCAGAACCACAUCCCUAGCGUGGGGACGCUAUGCGCUUUGGUCAUCGCGCAUCAACGUUUGCCCGACAAGGGGGACGUGGCUAAAGCUUGGGCCGAGGAAGCGAGAGAGGUACUUGGAGAUCCCUUGCAAGAAUGGCCUUUGCCAGCGCAUGACUUCAUCGAUGCAGUUCACCGAUGGGGUUCCCUCCGAAGGGAGGAGGCCGUGGAACUAAUCCUUGAGAUUGAGACAGCGCUUGCAGCACCACCAGAACUCAAGGACAAUGUAGGAGAGGAUGCUCGCGCGCCUGAGAAACAUGUGGAGGACACUUUAAGAGAGUAUGCGCCCGUACCUGAGAAGCAGGUGGAGGGCGCAGCUGCGGAUAAGACUUCAUUGGCGUUGAAGAGAAGAGCGCAUCCAAAGCCCAAGACGAAGCCCAAGGACAAUGUAGGAGAGGAUGACCGUGUACCUGAGAAGCAUGUGGAGGACAACGAAAGAGAGGAUGCACCUGUUCUUGAGAAGCAGGUGAAGGCUGGGGUGAAGGUAAACACAACUUCAAGACUCAAGACAAUGAAGACAAGUAUCCUUCUUAUUUGUAAUGAUUCCUCCAGCCUCCAGUGGCCAAGGCGUCCUCAGUGA